This is a messenger RNA of Poecilia reticulata (guppy), 1065 nucleotides long. RefSeq lists its product as uncharacterized. Lineage: Eukaryota; Metazoa; Chordata; Actinopteri; Cyprinodontiformes; Poeciliidae. The record is from RefSeq and is a predicted model, not a curated record.
GCCAAUUCUUCUCUACUCUGAACGCAGCAGCACUCUGACAUCCGACAAAGUCUGAGCUUCACCACUGAAAAGGAACCACUUUAUCCUAAAGAUGCCAGCAGGACUCUGUUGAUUUACCUGGGGACGUGGAAAUGUCUGACACUUUUGACCAUCCUGGUAACACCUAUACUGAAUCUACCUACGGACCAGCAGAUAAAUUUGCAAAUGGACCAAAGAACAAACCAGAGAAGCAUAUUCCCAAAGCAGGUGUUCAUGCUGAAGCAGGAGUUGACAAACCUCGAGCUGAAAGGAGGAUCUUUAAAGCUAAAGGACCCAAAUACAGCACAGGAACCAGCAUCACUCUAUUGGGUUCCUCAGCUUUUGCCCAAGCAAACCUGGGAAGUGCUUCUGUUGCCACUGGUCCAGUGAAAGUUAGAGCAUGUCUGCCUUCUGCAGACAUCUCUGCUGAUUCAGCUGAGCUCCUGGAAGUGAUUGACACCUACGACCGUCCUGGUGACGCCUACACUGAAGAUACCUACGCACGAGCAGGGACGUAUGCAAUAGAAGGAGGGGAGGACAAACCAGGGAAGCGUGUUCCCAAAGCAGGAGCUUACGCUGAAGCUGGAGUUGGCAAAGCUCGAGCUGAAUGGAGCGUCUUUGAAGCUGAAGCUAAAGGACCCAACGCCAGCGCAGGAGCCGGCGCCAACCCACUGAAUGUCUCAGCUAUUGCCAGAGCAGAGCUGGCAAGUGCUUCUGCCGCUGCUGGUCCAGUGAAAAUUAAGGUUGGUCUGGCAGCCGACACCGGGGUGUCUGUUGGUGCACACGGGCUGGAAGCUAAAGUGUUGGGAACCGGUGUCACUAUUGGUCCAAAACUGGGCGUGUCUGUCCUUGGCAAUGGGAUUGAAUGCUGCCUGUCAUAAUUCACACAAUGUUUUCCAUAUUUACUCUUUGAAAGUUUCCCUUAUACAUUAAAACCAAAACAAUUUAUGUUCCCAAAUUAAGGAAUUCAUGUUGAUUUAUUAGCAACUCAUCUAAUUUACAAGUGUUUUUUCUGCUGCUGUCCACGCUGAGAUAACCUGAGAUAAC